AUGUUCAGCGUCAAAAAUAAUCAUAUUAUUCAAGAGAAUUUCCAGAAACUCAGUCUUCCGGAGAAAAUACUUCGUGUUUGGAAAGGUUGGGAAUACAUUUCACAAGCUCAAAGGCAUACAAAAAAUAUUUUCUUCGUUUCAACGCGUUGUAUGUUGUUUGUGCAUGAAAGAAUUGUUGAUCAUGAUGAUGACGCGAAAAAGGGGAAAAAUCUGGGGGGUUCCUUCGAUAUUGUAAAGGUUCUCACGGAAGAAAAGAAAAAUUUAAGUUGCUUCAUGUAUCGACUCUAUUCAUUCGUCAUAGAUUUUGAAAUCAACCUUUGA
Clunio marinus is the source of this 321-nucleotide messenger RNA. The record is from the annotation of a GenBank genome assembly. NCBI's taxonomy places the organism in Eukaryota, Metazoa, Arthropoda, Insecta, Diptera, Chironomidae.